Molecule: messenger RNA, 769 nt
Organism: Alnus glutinosa
Lineage: Eukaryota; Viridiplantae; Streptophyta; Magnoliopsida; Fagales; Betulaceae
Product: cytochrome b-c1 complex subunit 7-2, mitochondrial
Exons: 4
Coding region: 112-480 (122 amino acids)
Biological process (GO): mitochondrial electron transport, ubiquinol to cytochrome c
Source: RefSeq, a predicted model, not a curated record
UCCGGCUCAUUUGGGGGACGACAAUUCCAGAAGAAAAAUCAGGGAUUCGAAAAGACGCACAUUUUCCUGUCGAUCGAAGAGAGCGAGAGACAACGAGAGAGGAAAGCCAGAAUGGCGUCGUUUCUGCAGACGUUUCUGGACCCGAAGAAGAACUGGUUCGCAGCUCAGCACAUGAAAUCCGUCUCCAGACGCCUCCGCAGAUACGGGCUUCGAUACGACGAUCUGUUCGACCCGUACGAGGAUCUGGAUAUUAAGGAGGCUCUGAAUCGCCUGCCCAGGGAGAUUGUGGACGCGCGCAACCAGCGUCUCAAGCGCGCCAUGGACCUCUCCAUGAAGCACGAGUACCUCCCCGAUAACCUUCAGGGAAUGCAAACACCCUUCAGGAGCUACCUUCAAGAAAUGCUGGCCCUUGUGAAAAGGGAGAAGGCAGAACGUGAGGCUUUGGGAGCUUUGCCUCUCUAUCAGCGUACAAUUCCCUGAUCAACUUUGUCUCUCGACCCAUCGAAACUUGGUGGUGGCUGUGACCACCCCCGGGUACCCGCAUAAAAUCUUGUGAAAUGGUAAAAAUUUUUUACUUUUAAAAAAAAAAAAAAAAAAUGAGAUUAUGUUAGUAGUCGUGAAAAAUUGUUUUCAUAGUAGAAGAGGAGAUGGAUUAUGUCUCCAUUUCAAAGUUUGAUUUCCUAGUUUUUGGAUGUUUGAAUGGUAUCAGCUGUUGGUUCUCCUGCACUUACUCUUUUAUUUCUAAUAAUAAAGUGCUAUGUUGGACUUA